Molecule: messenger RNA, 800 nt
Organism: Prorocentrum cordatum
Lineage: Eukaryota; Dinophyceae; Prorocentrales; Prorocentraceae
Source: the annotation of a GenBank genome assembly
AGCCGCUGGCCUGGGAGUAGACGCCAGGCGCGUGCGCGGGGCCAUGGAGGCAGGCGAGCGUACCGCCCUCGAGGCGCCCGUAGAGGCGGUCGAGGCGCGCGGAGGGCUGCCGCGCCUUCAGUGCGCCUGGCGCGGCCAUUCCGGCGGCGCCGCCGCGGUGGGCAAGGAGCCGGAGAGAGGUCGAUCUCCCCGUCGCCAGAUCCGCCGCGGUCCAGCUCCGGCGGGGACCCUGGCAGGCCGCCCACGGACAAGCGCGCACCAACCCCAGCCUCGCUGGCCGCCAGCGGUGCUGCAGCAGGACGCGUCCUCCGCCAGCCGCGCGCCUUACUACCGGAGCACGGCCAAGUCGCGCGCGGCGCAGCAGGCCCUGAACGGCGACAGCUGGAACGGCCUGGCCACGCGGGACUGGGCGAGGGCGCGCUGGUGGUUGCCGCCCCCGCAAGACUCCAGCUCAUCCGCAGGCGGGGCAGGCGCGGCGGUGCGCUGCCAGACGGAGUUCGUGGGCAUGGCCGGGAGGAGCAGGAGCGGCAGGCAGCUGCAGCAGCUGGAGCCUGGGAGCGCGGAGGACGGCUGUGGCGCGGAGGGCCAGCGCCUCCAGCACGCCGCCUCCGCGCCGGGAGGCCUCCGCCCCAGCAGCGGCCCGCCGAGCCCGCCGCAGCAGCAGCAGCCGCCACGGGCGCCCGGGGCGCGGGGCCUCCACACGGCCCAGGCGCCCCGGGCGGUGGCGCCCGCGGGGCCCGCGGGGGCGCGAAGGGCGCGCACGCCGGCGGGGCCGUGCACCGGGCUGGAGGCCGCCAGGA